AGUUCAUAAUUUCAUCGAUACAAUGGGACUUUGCGGUUCAAAGAAUCCGUCAAAGAAGGCGCUCAGAUCUAAAGCAGGGCUGACGUCCAGCGGUUCGACUUUACAAAAAGAGGUUGCUGAAGGUGGUUUCGGGCGAGCUAAUUUCAUCCUGGAUAAUAACGGUUCGUUGUUGGAGUAUUAUGAUGUUGAUAGUAAGAAGAUCGGGCAAGGCACGUACGGCUCUGUAACAAAAGCUGUUAAUAAGUCGACACAUGCGGUAGAAGUCUAUGGUUUUGACUAGAAGUGAGUAAGUUGAUGAUGUUCAGGUCCGUGCGGUAAAGACAAUAUCAAAAUCCCAUGUGAAGAACAUAGAUCGAUUUAAACAAGAGAUAGCUAUUAUGAAGAUGUUGGAUCAUCCUAAUAUUAUUAAACUAUUCGAGACAUUUGAGGAUCAUCGGAAUAUAUAUCUCAUUAUGGAACUAUGCACAGGAGGUGAACUCUUUGAUAGGAUCAUUGACGAGGGUCGCUUCACAGAAGUCCAGGCGGCUAUUGUAAUGCAGCAGAUUUUCCGAGCAGUAUAUUAUAUGCACGAAAACCAUAUAGUGCAUCGCGAUUUGAAACCAGAGAAUUUCCUAUUCCUCAACAAGGACCCUAUCGAGAAGUCGUGGAUUAAACUUAUAGAUUUCGGUCUGAGCACGCACUUUAAUGAUAAUGAACUUAUGAAAACUAAAGCGGGUACACCCUACUAUGUGGCGCCUCAAGUUCUCGCCGGCCAAUACGAUCAGGAAUGUGAUCUAUGGAGUUGCGGCGUUAUAAUGUAUAUUUUAUUAUGUGGUUAUCCUCCUUUUUACGGCGAGACUGACGCUGACGUCCUCACUAAAGUGCGGCUUGGCAACUACACUUUUAACGCUAGUGAUUGGAAGAAUAUUUCAGCGGAUGCCAAGGACCUCAUACGGAAGUUGUUGAAAAUGAAUCCGCAAGAGCGUUAUACUGCCGAGCAAGCUUUAAAUCACCCAUGGGUGAAGAAUCACGCCCCAGGCGCAGAAGACGCCCCCUUGGAAGGUGUUCAGAUGAAUAACUUGAAGUCCUUUCGGAGUUUAAAUAAACUCAAAAAGGCAGCAUUGAAUAUCAUAGCUCAGCAAAUGCCCGAUGAGGAGAUUGUUCAGCUCAAGAAGGUGUUCACUUCUAUGGAUACUAACGGCGAUGGUCAACUUACCAUACAGGAAGUCGUCGAGGGCAUACAGAAAUCUGGUCUCAAGGAUAUUCCAGAUGAUCUUAUGGACAUUAUGACUCAAGUGGAUUCUGAUGGUUCGGGCGUGAUCGACUAUACGGAGUUCCUGGCAGCUACACUAGAUAAGAAGAAGUAUAUACAAGAAGAUCGUCUUUGGGGAGCCUUCAGAGUGUUUGACCGCGACGGUGAUGGGAAGAUUACGCCGCUCGAGUUGGCCGAGGUUCUGAAUAACGGUGAAGUCAGCGACCUUGUUAGUGGCCAUAUCGAGGAAAUCCUCAAGCAAGCAGAUGCUAAUGGCGAUGGCGAAAUCGACUUUGAUGAAUUCGUUGCGAUGAUGGCAAAACAAUAAACUCACAUGCGGUGUGUUUCUACUUUGUUUCAUCAUUCGUACCGUUUUUCAUUCAAAUUCUUUAACCACAGUUUCAGCCAUCAGUGAUGCUCUCUCCAUUGGUUUCAUAAGGACAAGGCAUCUGGUCGCACUGUUUAGUACGGUUUUUGUACUUUAUCACUAAAGCCGCCUGCACUAUGGGUGUAGUGUGUAUCAGUAGACGACAACUUCUGUCUCAGUGUCAUCGGAUUUACCAGUCUUCGAAACGACUUCCGUUUAUGCCUACUUACAUUUAUUCAUGACGUUCAUUAGUAUCUCGCUGUUAUUACUGUAUGUAAGAUUGUAGGAUGUUCUACUAUGACCGUUAAGAAGGUAACCACCAUCACCAUUGUUGUUGUUGGUGAUGUGGGAUUAUACUACUUUCGACUUUACAUUUCCGUGUUCACUAAGGUUCGUCAAUAGUGCAAUGUUCAACUUCAUAUUAAGUUGAUU
Molecule: messenger RNA, 2030 nt
Organism: Perkinsus marinus ATCC 50983
Lineage: Eukaryota; Perkinsozoa; Perkinsida; Perkinsidae
Product: Calcium-dependent protein kinase, putative
Exons: 8
Coding region: 378-1559 (393 amino acids)
Biological process (GO): protein autophosphorylation; peptidyl-serine phosphorylation; intracellular signal transduction
Cellular component (GO): nucleus; cytoplasm
Molecular function (GO): calcium/calmodulin-dependent protein kinase activity; calcium ion binding; calcium-dependent protein serine/threonine kinase activity
Source: RefSeq, a predicted model, not a curated record